AGGUGCUUCUAGGUGAGGUGCAUAUUCAAAAGAAACAAUAGAAGUGUGUCAACAAUCGUGUAAAAUAACGUGAACCUGUUUCUAAGCAUUAAAUUUCCCUCCUGGUACCUUUGACACCCCUGAGUUAUAUUAAAACAAGUGCUGCGUAGAGCGAUCUGUCAAAUUGGAUCAGACAGGUUGUUUUGGUUUUAUAUUUUAUGUAAAUUCAAUUCGCUGCAAUCAAAGCAAUUUGGGUUGGGGAUAUUGGACCGAAAAAUAAACACUGAGACUACAAUCAAAGCAACCUGCUUUACCGAUACGCCAGUACUCGUCAUAUCUUUUAAAUACAUCCCGCAGGAGAACUCGGCCUGUGAAAUGACGUCGUCAUACGUUCCGUUUCGCUCACCUUGCUGCUACUACUUCCGGCUGUGAUGCAGCAUUAGAAAGUUUCAUUUUAUUUCAGAAUCACUACCGGCAAAAGAAUUGCUUCUACAGGAACAAACACACACCUCUGCUGUUUGUUAUCACCUGUUCAUCUGUUUACGACACUUGUGAUGGGACACGCGCAAAGAAAUGUGGCCGUUUUGCUGCUUGUGCUAGGUGUCACCGUUCCGGAAUGGUCACUGCAGGUCGCAGGCCGCAUUGUCGGUGAUAACGUUGCUGGUUCGAAUGUGUUGUACACCGAUAUACCACCGCUACUGUCCCAUGUAGCUGACCAGACGACUCCGAUGCAUAUGGCCGUUGGUGAGCCACCAAUUUCCGUCGGAAUUCUCGAAGGGGCUGCAGGUGUUUCGAAACCAACCAAUUUGCCCAAUAUCGACCACCAACCGGGAAGUGACGGCAAUGGAGCUACAGAACCAUCUGCUACGGUUCCGAUGGCAUCCAGUAGCUCACCGGUCUCAUCUUCCGUACCGAUCGGUGGUUCUGGUGUGACCCUUUCCUCGAGCGGUGGAUCAACAACCAGCACCAGUACGGUCGCGGUCACGACCUCAUCCACCGUGCCACCGACCACUACGUCCAGCACGUCUAGUACGAUCACGACCCAAACGUCCACUACGACAACUUCCACUAGCGCACCGAAUGCUGUUGGUGUUCCGCCAGCCACCUCCACAUCAAGCAAUUCGCGCACCGUUCCAGCCACACCGUCAAUCGAAUGUUACCACGCGCAACCCGAACUCUGCGCGGAAAGAAGGAGUGGCGAUUGUGAGUGUAGUAUCGAUCCGCUCGUACCAGCCGCCCUGUACUGUUGCAACGUAACAGACAUUAACAAAGCGAUCGGGUGUGUCACAAACGCACCGGAAACGGCCAGCUGGAAGUAUCUACAUAUGCGCAAUGUGACCGUGCGCGAGCUGGCACUGAAUGUGUCGAAUCGGUACAUCAAGACGCUACUAUCGCUCGCCAUUACCGACGGCACGAUACAGCGCAUUAGCACAUCGUUUGCCCGGUUCUCAUCGCCCGUCUGCCUUAAUGUGUCCAACAACAACAUUAGUGAAAUAGAGCCACGCGCUUUUCGCGAGCUGCGUAACCUCACCAUGCUUGAUCUUUCGUACAACAAUCUGUCCACCAUACCGUCCACAAACGGGAAGUUCCGGCUCGAUAUACGUGGUAACGUUGGGAUGCUGUGUAAAUCGCUGCUGGAAUCGCUUAAAAGUGGAGUCAAGUUUAAGGAUCCGGAAUCAACCUUCUGCCUAACGAACCGCACCUUCAACUGGUUUAACUCGACGGACAGUUUGCCGCUGCAUCAGCUCGAAACGAUACAGCGCGUGCAGGACGAAUGUCCGGAGAACUGUACCUGCGAGCUGGAUAGGUUAAACUUCGAUCUGAAUAAUACGGAACGUAAAACGAUCACCACGCGUGUCGCCUGUACCGGGCUCGGGCUGACCAAGUUCCCCGAUCGACUACCAGCCGGGACGGUAACGCUCAACAUCUCCAACAACAAUAUAACCAGCCUGGAGGCGUUAAAUACACCGCCGUACCAGUCACUGCUCCGUCUGCACGCGGACGACAACCAAAUCAGCUCGCUGAGCGACCUGGAGGGUAUGGAUUUUAUCUCCCGCUUCACGCUGUUCUCGAUCCGGCGCAACAAGCUAAAGACCGUCCAAUCGUACAUCUUCACCAAAUCGCUCGAUCUCGGCUCGUACAUCUUUCUCGAGGGUAACCCGAUGACGUGCGACUGUAACGCGGCGAAGGGUUUUAAAAAUUGGCUGCUCAGCCGCAAGGCGCAGGUACCCGACCACGAGGACAUCUUCUGCGAGGGCAACACCAACCUGCCGCAGCUGGUGACGAUACAGGAGAGCAAGCUGUGCCAGUCCCAGCACGACUGGACCGACUACAUCUACUAUCUGAUUGCGACCGAGAUACUGCUGCUGCUGGCACUCGUCUGCAAGGUGUCGUACGACUACUGGGUGUUCAAGACCGCCGGCUACCUACCGUGGCCGGCCAACAAGAUGCCCAAGCUGCCGUGCGAUUGUUUGUGCGAGUAGGUAAACCUGGCCGAGCACAAUUCAAUGAAAGCGGUGUCGAAUGUUUAUAGACCGAUGUUGUUUAAAAACUCUCUUUCAAAUGUUUCUCUCAUCAACUGUGAUAAAGAAAACACACAAAAUGGGGUUUUCUGCGGGCGAUGCCUAUACGUAACCCCCUUUUUAUCCCUCUUUGCUACGCCUAUUUUCGAUAUUAGUAUGCGUCGUAAUAAGUUUAAAAAAAACCAUACAUCCGUCUUUAAACGAAAUAUAUUAGCAUGAUAUAUUCUCAUUUCAAGUAUAACUAAAGUUUAGCUAAGCUUAAGUGAUAUUGCACGUGCCUUUCUCAUUUGAUCGAAGGAUGCAAAAAUAUAGAACAAAGUAAUAUGUA
Molecule: messenger RNA, 2829 nt
Organism: Anopheles moucheti
Lineage: Eukaryota; Metazoa; Arthropoda; Insecta; Diptera; Culicidae
Gene: hfw
Product: protein halfway
Exons: 5
Coding region: 534-2462 (642 amino acids)
Cellular component (GO): voltage-gated potassium channel complex
Molecular function (GO): potassium channel activator activity; transmembrane transporter binding; voltage-gated potassium channel activity
Source: RefSeq, a predicted model, not a curated record